Piliocolobus tephrosceles (Ugandan red Colobus) is the source of this 1299-nucleotide messenger RNA. It is a transcript of the gene LY6E, whose product is annotated as lymphocyte antigen 6 family member E. Gene Ontology annotation, cellular component: plasma membrane. The record is from RefSeq and is a predicted model, not a curated record. The transcript has 4 exons. Gene Ontology annotation, molecular function: acetylcholine receptor inhibitor activity. Bases 284 to 679 code for a protein of 131 amino acids. Lineage: Eukaryota; Metazoa; Chordata; Mammalia; Primates; Cercopithecidae.
CUCAGCCUCCCCAUCUGUCCCAAGUUGCUGGGGCAGGCCUGGGCGGCGAGGGGACCCCCACCGCGGGCUCGCCGACUCCGCCCCCCGGAGGCCCCUCCCGCGCCCCGCCCCUGCCCCCGCCCCGGGGCCGCGCGGGCUGCCUGGGAGUCUGCGGUCCAGCAGCGGUUCGGAGCGCGCGAGGUUCGGGGAGCUCGGCGAGGCUGCUGGUACCUGCGUCCGCCGAACGAGCAGGACGGGCUGCUUUGGUUUGUGGCUUCCAGACGGGACGGCCAUCCUCUCCAGAAUGAAGAUCUUCUUGCCGGUGCUGCUGGCUGCGCUUCUGGGUGUGGAGCGAGCCAGCUCGCUGAUGUGCUUCUCCUGCCUGAACCAGAAGAGCAAUCUGUACUGCCUGAAGCCGACCAUCUGCUCCGACCAGGACAACUACUGCGUGACCGUGUCUACUAGUGCCGGCAUUGGGAAUCUCGUGACAUUUGGCCACAGCCUGAGCAAGACCUGUUCCCCGGCCUGCCCCAUCCCAGAAGGCAUCAAUGUUGGUGUGGCUUCCAUGGGCAUCAGCUGCUGCCAGAGCUUCCUGUGCAAUUUCAGUGCAGCCGACGGCGGGCUGCGGGCAAGCGCUACCCUGCUGGGCGCCGGGCUGCUGCUGAGCCUGCUGCCAGCCCUACUGCGGUUCGGCCCCUGACCGCCCAGACCCUGUCCCCCGAUCCCCCAGCUCAGGAAGGAAAGCCCAGCCCUUUCUGAAUCCCACAGGGUAUGGGAGCCCCUGACUUCUCACGUGCCUGAUCUGUGUCCUUGGUCCCAGGUCAGGCCCACCCCCUGCACCUCCACCUGCCCCAGCCCCUGCCUCUGCCCCAAGUGGGGCCAGCUGCCCUUCCUUCUGGGGUGGAUGAUGUGACCUUCCUUGGGGGACUGUGGAAGGGACGAGGGUUCCCUGGAGUCUUAGGGUCCUUCGUCAGGACCAAGUCCCAUGGACACGCUGACAGCCCCCAGGGAGGCUGUGUCAGUAGGGAUGUGUGCCUAGCUGUGUGCGUGGGUGUGUAGUGCAUGUGGGAGCACGUGGCGGCUUCUGGGGGCCGUGUUUGGGGAGGGAGGGGUGCCAGCAGCCUGGAGAGCCUCAGUCUCCUGUAGCCCCCUGCCCUGGCACAGCCGCAUGCACAUCAAGGGCAGCCUUUGGGAGCUGGGAUUUCUGCCGCUUCCAGGUCUAGGCCCCGCCCCAAAUCCAGCCAGUCCUGCCCCAGCCCACCCCUACGUUGGAGCCCUCCUGCUGCUGUGGUGCCUCAAAUAAAUACAGAUGUCCCCCAG